AUGCACAGCAUUCUGAUCCUCCACAGCUCUUACAGCAGAUUCGCCACCUGUCUGGAUCUGACCGUCCUUGUGUCCCCAGCCCUGAGCGUGGAGCCCGAGGAAAGGUGGGCUCUGCAGACUGGCCGAGUCUACCAGAUCACCGUGGGCGUCCACGACCGCGCCUCCCACGCUGCUCAGCUGUCCGAGAACGUGAGGAUCGCAGUGGAGCUGUCGGAGCUGCACUUCGAGACGCUGCUGUCCUCCCCCAACGGCUCCUACCACGUGGUGCAGACGCUGCGCCCGGGACGAGCCCUCGUCAGAGCCGCGCUGGGAUCCAUAACGACCGAGAAUGGUAUGGUCCUGCCUCUGAGUCCUCCAAUCAGCCACCAGCAGGAAGUGGAGAUCUACAGCCCCAUUGUCCUCAUGCCCAGCGUUGUCGCGUUGCCCUGGCAUCCGGGAGACGGGCUGUACCACUACAAGAUACAGGUUGAAGGGGGCAGUGGGAACUUCAGCUGGGCGUCCUCUAAUCAAAGCGUCGCCAUGGUGACGGUGAACGGGACAGUGGUGACCGGUUCAGUUCUGGGCGUCAGCAUCGUUGAGGCUAGAGACCAACAGAACCCCUCCCACUGCGGACUAGCCAGGGUGUUGGUGCUGAGGCCUGUGAAGAUGCAGCUGUUGCCCCAGCAGGGAGACUGUGAGGUGGGGGGGUCAGUGGACCUGCCUCUGGCUGUGUGGGGGCUCCCUGACCUCCCUGAGGCCCCACAUCUGCAGACACCCCCUCAGCUGCCUCGGGACUCCCUCAGCACCAAGCCCUCGCCCCAAGAUCCCCUGAACGCACAGACGCCCCAGCUGCUGACGGAUUGCUCCCUGCUGCCCCUGGACACCCACCCCGACCGCCUGGGGGUCUUUGAGGCUGUGCCAGGCCAGCUCGGCCCCGGACCGGGGUCCUGCAGCGGAGUCCGGCUGGAGGCGGUCGGACCGGGUCACACACAGCUGACCAUCGGGAUGGCCACAGACCGGCACUACAUCACUGCCACGGCGACUCUCGCCUCCUACAGGCCCCUGCGGGCGCUGCUGUCGGACGUCCUGCUGGCGAACGGAGCGGCCCGAGACCUGCUGUUCGACGGCGGGCCGCAGCCCUGGGUUCUGGAGCCCGACCGCUUCUUCAGUGACCUGCUGGCUGAGCCCGGCGGGGGGGCCCAGAUCGCCGCGCUGCGCCCGCCCCAGCUGCACCGGAACCAGCACGCCUACCGGGUCACCUGCACUGCGCUGGGGGAGCAGUGGCUGGUGUUCCGGAGCGGGAACGUCCCCGGGCCUCUGAACCCCCGGCCCAGCGCAGAGGAAGUGCGUGUCAGGGUGGGGUGCGCCCUGCCGGCCAGGCUGUCCCUGACCCCCGUCUCCACCCUCUCCGCCUCCACCCCCGCCUCUCCGCCGCCACCGCCCCCCUCUGCUGCAUCCCCGCCGGCCCCCUCGCCCUGCCCCCAGCCCCUCUACCGCGGCAGCACGGCGGCCGUGCCCAGCUCCAGAGACACCGUGCUGGAACUGGCAGCCUUCGACCAGCAGGGGGCCCAGUUCGACAACUUCACUGCGGAGGCGGUGCGCUGGCACUCCUCCAACCCCUCCCUGCUGUCCGUCGCCCAGGACACGCCCAUGAGCCUGCAGGACAGACAGACGGGCUCUGGGCACGCCAAGCUGCACGGGCGUCAGAUCCUGCAUGCCCACGGUCAGACUGGCACAGUCACCAUCACCGCCAGCCUUGCUGAGCACCACGAUUCUGCCAAUCCGGUCAGCAUACAGGUCAGGACCUCUCCAUUCCCUUCCUUUUCUUAUAGUAGUAACCGAGAACAGAAUUAG
Messenger RNA from Lepisosteus oculatus (spotted gar), 1833 nucleotides. The record is from RefSeq and is a predicted model, not a curated record. NCBI's taxonomy places the organism in Eukaryota, Metazoa, Chordata, Actinopteri, Semionotiformes, Lepisosteidae.